AUGGUCACUGUUCACUCGUACCUUCUCCUGGCUUUGGCUAGCAGCGCCUUUGCCGGGUUUGUAGCGGUGCCUGCAGUUCCCUCAGUCACAAAAGUUUACGCGGCACGGACAGUGGUGGCGGCUCCGACGGUGGUGGCGGCACCGGCUGUGGCCACUACCCUCCACCACACACCUGCCGUUUCCAAGGCCACCCGAGUGACAAGCUACCAGACCACCAAUCCUGCCGUACCACACACCGUUGCCAAGGUUUCAACCUACACUCCCGCUGUCACGGCCGUUCAUACCGUCCACGCUUCCGUGCCCACAGCCGUCAGCAGUGUCGUCCAACACGUUCCCGCAGUCGCAAAUGUUUACGCGGCACCGACAGUGGUGGCGGCUCCGGCGGUGGUGGCGGCACCAGCCGUGGUGGCGGCACCGGCCGUGGCCACUACAGUCCACCACACUCCUGCCGUUUCCAAGGCCACACGAGUGACAAGCUACCAGACGACCAGUCCCGCCGUACCCCGCACCGUUGCCAAGGUUUCUACCUACACGCCUGGUGCCACGGCUGUUCAUACCGUCCACGCUUCCGUGCCCACAGCCGUGACCGGUGUCAUACAUGACGUUCCCGCCUACACACACGGUUACUAUCCAGCCCGCUACACCUAUAGUCACCAGUACAACUAUAACCCUCUGCGGUACGUCUAUGGACUGAGCCCGUACGGACUCAACUACGGCUACGGAUUGGAAGCCUUCGGCUACGUCGCUCACGUCAAGAAAUGUGAGUCGCUUACAGCCUGCCUUGAACGGCGAUGA
Molecule: messenger RNA, 795 nt
Organism: Dermacentor silvarum
Lineage: Eukaryota; Metazoa; Arthropoda; Arachnida; Ixodida; Ixodidae
Product: cuticle protein 63-like
Exons: 2
Coding region: 1-795 (264 amino acids)
Source: RefSeq, a predicted model, not a curated record